This is a messenger RNA of Poecilia latipinna (sailfin molly), 706 nucleotides long. It is a transcript of the gene micos13, whose product is annotated as mitochondrial contact site and cristae organizing system subunit 13. Gene Ontology annotation, biological process: cristae formation. The coding region runs from base 141 to 482 and encodes 113 amino acids. The record is from RefSeq and is a predicted model, not a curated record. Gene Ontology annotation, cellular component: mitochondrial crista junction; MICOS complex. The transcript is spliced from 4 exons. NCBI's taxonomy places the organism in Eukaryota, Metazoa, Chordata, Actinopteri, Cyprinodontiformes, Poeciliidae.
AAAUAGCAACUUUAUUGACAAAACACUUGAGCACACAGUGCAGACACCGCUUGUCCUUCACUGCUCCUGGCUAGCUAGUGUUCUUCUAGGAUUGUUUUCUGAAAAGCAACACAUAAAGGAAAAACAUAAAACUCUGGACGAUGGCCCCAAGGAUCUGGCCUUUAGUAAAACUUGUCUCCAAGGUGACCAUUGCAGGGGGAGCAGUGUACGUCGCCUAUGACUCUGGUCUGCUGGGAAGCAGUGAACAGGGGUCAAUGGCCCUGGAGAAGGCCAAAGCAGUUGUGCCACCCGCCUUAGAAGAAUGGAUGAAGUAUUUUGGUCUGGAGGCUCAGCUUCCCACCAUGCCUAAGAUUGAAUUCUCCCCGGUUAAUUCAUGGAACGCUGGAGUGCGGUGGACAAUUUCGAGCCUUUCAGAGGCCCCAACAAGAGCAACUGAAUAUACAAAUCAGGGACUGCAGUACGUAAAAGACCUUACCAAGUGAACAGAACCUCCCUGGGUGACCUCACAUUAUUAAUGUUUGACUUUUGCACUUGAGAAAUGACAGUACUCCAAAAAUUUCACCCCCCUCCCUCCAGACUAGAAGACAUGAAAGGAAACUUCUGUGUGAGGAAUGUGCUGGAUUUAAUGUAAAAUGGUAUCUUGUGGAAGUUGUAAAUAAAGCAGGGAAGCAAAGUGUAUUUAAAUUAAAAAUGUGUUUAUGCAAGU